Perkinsus marinus ATCC 50983 is the source of this 1068-nucleotide messenger RNA. RefSeq names its product CDK1, putative. Gene Ontology annotation, cellular component: nucleus. The record is from RefSeq and is a predicted model, not a curated record. Gene Ontology annotation, molecular function: cyclin-dependent protein serine/threonine kinase activity; ATP binding. NCBI's taxonomy places the organism in Eukaryota, Perkinsozoa, Perkinsida, Perkinsidae. Bases 1 to 1068 code for a protein of 355 amino acids. Gene Ontology annotation, biological process: protein phosphorylation. The transcript is spliced from 13 exons.
AUGCCUGAUACCUCCAGCACCCGAGGAGGCUCCAGCGAGGAUGGGCAGGAGCAGGGCAGGCAGGCCCGGGAUGAGCUGGAGAAUAGGUACGAGCUGUGUGAGAAGCUUGGGGAGGGGACGUAUGGGAAAGUGUAUAGAGGCAUGGACAAGGUCACGAGGGAACCGGUGGCCAUCAAACGCAUGAAGAUCAAUCUGGAAGAUGAAGGUUGCCCUUCCUUGGCCAUCCGAGAGAUCGCACUAUUGCGAAAAAUAAAGUCGGCUAACGUAGUCUCCCUACUACAUAUUCAUGUGGACCGCUGCAGUAGCUCCCCAUGGGACUCCUUGACGUUGGUCUUCGAACUCCUCACUUAUGACCUACGGCAGUUUAUAAAGAUGAAUUCUAUCCCAUCGGCGCCGUGCUUGAAGUACUUCAUAUACCAAAUCUUGCGAGGAGUGAAGGCCUGUCAUGACCUGCGCAUAAUGCAUAGGGAUAUAAAACCGCAGAAUCUACUCAUAUCUCAGACAACAGGACGGAUCAAGCUGGCCGACUUCGGCUUAGCGAGGAGUUACAUGCAUCCGACGCAUAGAUGUACUCACGAGAUCGUCACGUUGUGGUAUCGGGCCCCAGAGGUCAUCAUGGGGUCGUUGGAGUACACCUACAGCAUAGAUGUAUGGUCCAUUGGAUGUGUCAUGGCUGAGCUCUUUACGGGAGGGAGUCCGCUCUUUCCGACGGAUUCGGAGGUCGAGACGUUGUUCCGGAUCUUCCGUAUGUUGGGCACUCCCACACCCGAGACGUGGCCUGGCAUUGUCGAGACGUGUCCAGACUAUUGCGAGUUGUGGCCUAAGUGGAAAGAGGACCGCGGGCUUCAGACCAUGCAACAACGGAACUCAGAGAUACCGGACUGGUUGAACGAGCUGGCGUUGUCUUGUCUGAGGGUGACCCCAACGGCUAGGGCCAGUGUGGCUGGUCUCAUGGCACAUCCUUGGUUCAAGGAUGUUGACGAUGCAUGGGUUGCAGGGGAAUUCUUCGUUUGCCCCGGACUGCAUUCGGACUCCCAGCCCAUCAAGGACGAGGCCGAGCCGUUGUAG